Peromyscus eremicus (cactus mouse) is the source of this 1066-nucleotide messenger RNA. RefSeq names its product collectrin, amino acid transport regulator (gene Cltrn). Lineage: Eukaryota; Metazoa; Chordata; Mammalia; Rodentia; Cricetidae. The transcript is spliced from 6 exons. The record is from RefSeq and is a predicted model, not a curated record. The coding region runs from base 1 to 669 and encodes 222 amino acids.
AUGCUGUGGCCACUCUUUUUCCUGGUGACCGCUAUUCAUGCUGAACUCUGUCAUCCAGAUGCAGAAAAUGCCUUUAAAGUAAGACUUAGCAUCAGAAGCGCUCUUGGAGAUAAAGCAUAUGUCUGGGACACAGAUGAAGAAUAUCUCUUCAGAGCAAUGGUGGCAUUCUCCAUGAGAAAAGUUCCCAACAGAGAAACAACAGAAAUUUCCCAUGUCCUGCUUUGCAACGUAACCCAGAGGGUAUCAUUCUGGUUUGUUGUCACAGACCCUUCCAAAAAUCGUACUCUUCCUGCAGCUGAAGUACAGUCAGCCAUAAGAAUGAAUAGGAACCGGAUCAAUAGCGCCUUCUUUUUGGAUGAUCAUACUCUGGAAUUUUUAAAAAUCCCCUCCACUCUUGCACCCCCCACGGAUCCGUCUGUGCCCGUCUGGAUUAUUGUAUUUGGUGUGAUAUUUUGCAUUGUCAUAGUGGCAAUCGCACUACUGGUCCUAUCAGGAAUACGGCAACGACGAAGGAAAAACAAAGGACCGCCUGGAGUGGAUGAUGCAGAAGACAAGUGCGAAAACAUAAUCACAAUUGAAAACGGCAUCCCCUGUGAUCCUUUGGACACAAAGGAAGGGCACAUUAAUGAUGGCUUCUCGACAGAGGAUGAGCGCCUCACACCUCUCUGAGAGUGAUAGUUGCUUGGCACACUUAUUUGGUUUCACCACUCUUUUUUUUUGUAAGAAAUUUUUAAUAUGCUUGAAUAUGGUAGACAACGAAUUAUACCCACAAAGACCACUGAUAUCAUAAGGUGUUGAGUUCUCAAAAUAUUCUAGAACUUUUCCCUGAUAACUGAGUGUGAAAGUGUAGUCAUAUAUGUUUGCAGUUAGUGAUUUGAGCAUUUCUAAAAAUAAAGUCAGGGCUAUAAAUACAUUUCACAGUUUGAAGACCUAAGAAAAAAAUCAGUUUUUCCAGUAGAGAAUAGCUCUAAUAUAAUAACAGCCUAGAAAUAAUUGAAAAUGGGUCUUUUUUGAAUAUUGUUUAUAUUACUCUGCAUAUGAUGAAGUGAGAAAAAGUAAACAUGGA